Molecule: messenger RNA, 207 nt
Organism: Kazachstania africana CBS 2517
Lineage: Eukaryota; Fungi; Ascomycota; Saccharomycetes; Saccharomycetales; Saccharomycetaceae
Exons: 1
Coding region: 1-207 (68 amino acids)
Source: RefSeq, a predicted model, not a curated record
AUGGCUAGAGGUAAUCAAAGAGAUUUAGCUAGACAAAAGAACUUGAAGAAGCAACAAGAAGCAGCCAAGAACCAAAAAAAGCAAGGUGAUCCAAAAAAGAGAAUGGAAUCUGAUGCUGAUAUCUUGAGACAAAAGCAAGCCGCCGCUAAUGCAAGAAAAGAAGCAGAGGCUUUAGAAAAAUUGAAAGCUGAAAAGGCAAGAAAAUAA